UCUCCAUCUCACAAAAAGUAAUCCUCUAAUUCUUUGUUAUACUUUAAAAGGAAAACAAAUGAGUCUCUGAAAUUCAAACAUCAUUCGCGGAAGAAGUUCUCCUCUUUCACCUUCUUCAUUUAUUUUGAUCCAUUUUCUCCGUCUGCUUGACGUCCCAAUCUCACAAACGUAAAAAAUGGCGCCGAGUAGACGAGAUAUACAGCUUACACGGAUCACCGGACACAUCCUUGGUUCUUCGGAGGAUGCGGAGAACGAAGAGAUGGAGGGAGUUCGUCUUCUUGAUUCGUAUGAUGACGACGAAGAGAACGCUCAUUUUCUUAGUAAGAUAGAGGGAGGAGGAAGCGGAGAUUCCGGUUUGAGGAAGAUUCAGGUCGGAGUAACCGGUAUGACUUGUGCUGCUUGUUCUAAUGCCGUCGAAGGAGCUUUGAUGAGCGUUAGUGGCGUAUUCAAAGCCUCUGUCGCUUUACUACAGAACAGAGCCGAUGUUGUUUUCGACCCCAAAUUAAUCAAGGAAGAGGACAUUAAAGAAGCUAUAGAGGAUGCUGGAUUUGAGGCAGAGAUUCUAGCAGAGCCUGUUACUGCCGGGACCAAGACAACUUUGGUGGGACAGUUUACUAUUGGAGGCAUGACAUGCGCAGCUUGUGUUAACUCAGUUGAAGGCAUUCUAAAAGACCUUCCUGGAGUCAAAAGAGCAGUGGUGGCUUUAGCUACAUCCUUAGGAGAAGUCGAGUACGAUCCUAACCUAAUCAACAAAGAUGAUAUCGUGACUGCGAUCGAAGAUGCUGGCUUCGAGGGCUCCCUAGUGCAGAGCAACCAGCAGGACAAACUCCUUUUAAGAGUCGACGGUGUGCUAAACGAGCUUGACGCUCAGGUUCUUGAAGGCAUACUUACGAGAUUGAAAGGGGUUAGGCAGUUUCGCGUUGACAAUUUGUCAGGAGAGCUUGAUGUGGUGUUUGAUCCGGAGGUUGUGAACUCGAGAACGUUGGUUGAUGAUAUUGAAGGAGAAGGUUAUGGGAAGUUCAAGUUACGUGUCAUGAGCCCUUACGAAAGGUUGACUUCUAAAGACACUGGAGAGGCUUCGAAUAUGUUUCGUCGUUUUAUCUGCAGUCUUUCUCUGGCUAUCCCUCUCUUCUGUAUCCAAGUAAUCUGCCCCUACAUUGCUGCUUUGAAUAACGUACUGGAAUGGAGAUGUGGACCCUUCAUGAUGAGUGACUGGUUUAAAUGGGGCCUAGUAAGUAUUAUUCAGUUUGUUAUUGGCAAGCGCUUCUACGUUGCUGCAUGGAGAGCUCUUCGAAACGGUUCAACUAACAUGGAUGUUCUGGUCGCUCUGGGCACGUCCGCGUCUUACUUCUACUCUGUUGGGGCUCUUUUAUAUGGUGCAGUCACCGGGUUCUGGUCACCGACGUACUUUGAUGCAAGCGCUAUGUUGAUAACAUUUGUCUUGCUGGGAAAGUAUUUAGAAUCUCUUGCAAAAGGGAAAACUUCAGAUGCUAUGAAGAAACUAGUACAACUUACUCCAGCAACCGCCGUUUUACUUAUCGAUGGCAAAGGAGGGAAGUUUGUAGGGGAAAGGGAGAUAGAUGCGUUGCUAAUUCAGCCUGGUGAUUCAUUAAAAGUUGUUCCUGGUGGGAAGAUCCCUGCGGAUGGUGUUGUUGUGUGGGGCUCAAGUUACGUCAAUGAAAGUAUGGUGACUGGUGAAUCAGUUCCUGUAUCUAAAGAAGUUGGUUCACCAGUGAUCGGAGGUACUAUUAACACGCAUGGUGCUCUUCACAUUAAAGCUACAAAAGUGGGAUCUGAUGCAGUUCUAAGCCAGAUUAUUAGUUUGGUCGAGACGGCACAGAUGUCUAAAGCUCCUAUCCAGCAAUUUGCAGACUAUGUUGCUAGUAUCUUUGUUCCUGUAGUGGUUACUUUGGCGUUGAUCACCUUAGUGGGCUGGUCAAUUGCUGGAGCUGUUGGAGGUUAUCCAGAAGAAUGGAUACCGGAAAACGGAACUCACUUUGUGUUCUCGCUUAUGUUCUCAAUCUCUGUUGUGGUAAUCGCCUGCCCUUGUGCACUUGGCUUGGCAACACCAACCGCUGUCAUGGUGGCAACAGGAGUUGGUGCAACCAAUGGUGUACUGAUCAAAGGAGGUGAUGCAUUGGAGAAAGCUCACAAACUGAAAUAUAUAAUAUUCGACAAAACAGGCACUUUAACUCAAGGGAAAGCCACCGUGACAACCGCAAAAGUCUUCUCAAAGAUGGACCGUGGAGAGUUCCUCACACUUGUUGCUUCUGCUGAGGCUAGCAGUGAACACCCCUUGGCAAAAGCUAUAGUGGACUACGCUCGCCAGUUCCACUCCAUUGAUGAAUCAGCUGAAGACAGCAAAGAGUCUCAAAACUCUGGAUGGUUACUCGAUACAUCAGAUUUCUCUGCUCUUCCCGGGAAAGGGAUUCAGUGCUUAGUCAACAACAAGAUGAUUCUGGUGGGAAACCGUAAACUUAUGUCGGAAAACUCCAUAACCAUCCCAGACCACGUUGACAAGUUUGUUGGGGAGCUUGAAGAAAGCGCAAGGACGGGAGUCAUUGUAGCCUAUAACGGCGAACUAGUUGGCGUGAUGGGAAUCGCUGAUCCGCUAAAGCGAGAAGCCCCUAUGGUUGUGGAACUUCUCCGUAGAAUGGGUGUUCGUUCCAUAAUGGUUACAGGUGAUAACUGGAGAACAGCAAGAGCCGUUGCCAAAGAGGUUGGUAUCGAAGACGUGAGAGCGGAAGUAAUGCCAGCGGGGAAAGCUGAAGUGGUCCGUUCACUGCAAAAAGACGGAAGCACGGUUGGGAUGGUUGGAGAUGGAAUCAAUGACUCGCCGGCUCUAGCCGCUGCGGACGUGGGAAUGGCUAUCGGUGCAGGGACUGAUGUAGCGAUAGAAGCAGCUGAUUACGUUCUGAUGAGAAACAACUUGGAAGAUGUUAUUAUAGCCAUCGAUCUCUCGAGGAAAACUUUAACAAGAAUCCGGAUGAAUUACGUUUUCGCCAUGGCUUACAACGUAGUGUCGAUCCCUAUAGCAGCAGGAGUGUUCUUCCCGCUUUUGCGAGUGCAACUGCCGCCAUGGGCCGCGGGAGCAUGCAUGGCACUCUCUUCGGUUAGUGUAGUUUGCUCUUCUUUGCUUCUUAGGAGAUACAAGAAGCCAAGCCUUAACUCUAUUGUGGAAAUCACCAAAGAGUAAGUUUCUUUUUUCUUAUUGGAGUGGUUGACUUACUUCUGUUGUGGAAAAUGAGUAAAUAAUGUGUAUUUACUUUUUGUUUAUUUUGGUUGUUACUGUAACCAUGUUAAUCACGAAUAUAUUGGCCAUGAGAUGAUUCUUAUGAUCUUAUCUGUA
Raphanus sativus (radish) is the source of this 3349-nucleotide messenger RNA. RefSeq names its product copper-transporting ATPase RAN1-like. Gene Ontology annotation, molecular function: copper ion binding; ATP binding; ATP hydrolysis activity. NCBI's taxonomy places the organism in Eukaryota, Viridiplantae, Streptophyta, Magnoliopsida, Brassicales, Brassicaceae. Gene Ontology annotation, cellular component: membrane. The record is from RefSeq and is a predicted model, not a curated record. Gene Ontology annotation, biological process: monoatomic cation transport. The transcript has 9 exons. The coding region runs from base 176 to 3196 and encodes 1006 amino acids.